Messenger RNA from Linum tenue, 4772 nucleotides. NCBI's taxonomy places the organism in Eukaryota, Viridiplantae, Streptophyta, Magnoliopsida, Malpighiales, Linaceae. The record is from the annotation of a GenBank genome assembly.
CACUUCCCACUGCCAUUUAAAAACCUCUCCAUUUCCCUCCCAUCUCCAACAACAACACACCACUCACCUUCUUCUCCUCCUCCUCCAUUCUCCUGGGAAACCUCAAGAACCCAACUCAUCAUCUCUGCUGCAACAGUUCCUGAGUUCUUGACCUUGGAUUUUGUUUUACUCCCCAGAAAAAAUGGACACCGGGGAUCUGUACAGUGCGAGGAACAGCCUCCGGCACGGCGGGUCUGCUUCCAUGUGGCGGAGCAACCCGUCGGAGUUGUUCUCUGCUUCUUCGAGGGAGGAGAACGACGAGGAAGCGCUGAAAUGGGCUGCACUCGAGAAGCUCCCCACUUACGAUCGGCUCAGGAAAGGCAUACUGGCCAGCGCUUCCAAGACUGAGCUCAGCGAGAUCGACAUCCAACAUCUCGGAACCGAGGAGAGGAAGAUUCUCCUUGACCGCCUCGUCAGAGUUGCCGACCAAGACAACGAGAACUUCUUGUUGAAGCUCAAGAGCAGAAUCGACAGGGUUGGAGUGGAGCUGCCGACGAUUGAAGUUCGAUACGAGCAUCUAAAUGUCGAAGCAGAAGCUACGGUUGGGAGCAAAUCUCUGCCCACGUUCACCAACUUCACUCUAGGAAUCUUCACGGAUCUCUUGGAUGCGAUGCACCUUCUGCCCAACAGAAAGAAACAUCUGACAAUUCUCAGUGACGUUAGUGGAGUCAUCAAGCCCGGCAGAAUCACUCUGCUUCUGGGUCCUCCAAGUUCUGGGAAGACAACGCUAUUGCUAGCUUUAGCUGGAAGGCUGGAUUCCAGUCUGAAGGUGUCAGGGAGAGUGUCCUACAAUGGUCAUGAUAUGCACGAGUUCAUCCCCCAGAAAACUUCAGCUUACAUUAGCCAGCAUGAUCUUCACAUGGGUGAGCUGACCGUCAGGGAAACGUUGGCUUUUGCUGCCAGAGUCCAAGGAGUUGGAUCUCUACAAGAUAUGUUGGCUGAGUUAUCCAGAAGAGAAAAGGCAGCAAAUAUUAAACCUGAUCCUGAUAUUGAUGUCUUCAUGAAGGUGAGUCAUCAAGGCUACUCUAUACCAGUAGCCAUUAAGUUAGCUGCAGCUACUGAAGGUUUGGAGAGCAAUGUGAUUACAGACUACAUUCUCAAGAUCUUAGGGCUGGAAGUUUGUGCAGACACUCUUGUGGGAGAUGAAAUGAUCAGAGGUAUCUCUGGAGGACAAAGGAAGCGUGUUACUACUGGCGAAAUGCUUGUUGGACCAUCAAGGGCAUUGUUCAUGGAUGAGAUCUCAACUGGUUUGGACAGUUCCACAACAUUCCAGAUUGUGAACUCCCUGAAGCAGCAAAAUCACAUCCUCAAUGGCACUGCAGUCAUUUCCCUCCUCCAGCCUGCUCCCGAGACAUACAACCUCUUUGAUGACAUCAUUCUGGUGUCCGAUGGGCAGAUUGCGUACCAAGGCCCUCGCGAAAAUGUGCUCGAGUUCUUCGAGCACAUGGGAUUCAAGUGUCCUGACAGGAAAGGAGUGGCUGAUUUCCUGCAAGAAGUCACAUCUAAGAAGGAUCAGAGGCAGUAUUGGAGUAGAAGGGAUCAACCAUACCGUUUCGUUACAACAAAGGAGUUUGCUGAGGCUUUCCAGUCGUUCCACGUGGGAAGAAAGAUCGGAGAUGAGCUGUCAGUUUCUUAUGACAAAACCAAGAGCCACCCUGCUGCCUUGUCAACCAAGAAAUAUGGAGUUGGGAACAAGGAGCUCUUGAAGGCCAACUUUGCAAGAGAGUUCUUACUCAUGAAAAGGAACUCAUUUGUCUAUGUCUUCAAGCUUACCCAGCUAAUCAUCAUGUCACUGUUUGUUAUGACGGUCUUCCUACGAACCGAGAUGCACAGGGACACGGUUGCGAAUGGGGGCAUUUACGUGGGUGCUCUCUUUUUCACAUUGGUUAUGCUCAUGUUUAACGGAAUGGCUGAGCUUCCAAUGACCAUUGCAAAGCUUCCCGUGUUCUACAAGCAAAGGAAUUUGUUCUUUUACCCGUCAUGGGUAUACUCCAUUCCGCCAUGGCUUCUGAAGAUUCCUGUCACCCUCUAUGAAGUUGCUGUUUGGGUCUUCAUGACUUACUAUGUCGUUGGUUUUGAUCCCAGCUUUUUAAGGUUGCUCAAGCUUUAUUUUGUACUGGUACUGAUUAAUCAGAUGGCAUCUGCUCUCUUUCGAUUCAUUGCCGCAACUGGAAGGAACAUGAUUAUUGCCAACACCUUUGGCUCAUUUGUCUUGCUUCUGCUCUUUGCAUUGAGUGGAUUCGUCCUGUCACGAGAGGAUGUAAAGAAAUGGUGGCUUUGGGCUUAUUGGGCAUCACCCAUGAUGUAUGGGCAGAAUGCAAUAGUAGUCAAUGAAUUCCUUGGACACAGUUGGAGCCAUAUUCCACCCAACUCUACUGAAUCACUAGGAAUCCAAGUGCUAAAAUCUCGUGGGUUCUUCACGGAAGCCUAUUGGUAUUGGCUAGGAGUGGGAGCAUCUCUAGGGUUCCUGUUCCUAUUCAACAUUUGUUUUGUCAUUGCUCUUACUUUCUUGGACAAGUUUGAGAAGCUUAAGGCUGUCAUACCUGAAGAAGGUUCUGCAGGAGCUAUUGAGAUGUCACUACACAGAACUGAGGAAAUAGACGACGAGGCCAGUGGAAGCAAGAAGAAAGGGAUGGUUCUUCCUUUUGAGCCUCAUUCCCUGACCUUCGACGACGUUAUAUACUCAGUUGACAUGCCACAGGAAAUGAGGAGCCAAGGUGUUACUGAUGACAAGCUUGUGCUUCUAAAGAGUGUUAGUGGUGCUUUCAGGCCAGGUGUUUUGACAGCACUCAUGGGAGUCAGUGGUGCUGGUAAAACCACUCUCAUGGAUGUGCUUGCUGGAAGGAAAACCGGUGGCUAUAUCGAAGGAAGUGUCACAAUUUCUGGGUUCCCUAAGAAGCAAGAAACUUUCGCUAGGAUUUCAGGGUAUUGUGAGCAGAAUGAUAUCCAUUCCCCGCAAGUUACUGUAUUCGAAUCUUUAGUAUACUCAGCUUGGCUGCGUUUGCCUCAGGAAGUAGAUGAAAAAACCAGAAUGUUGUUUGUUGAAGAAGUAAUGGAUCUUGUGGAGCUGAACCCCAUACGUAACUCUUUGGUGGGACUCCCCGGUGUGAAUGGCUUGACUACUGAGCAACGUAAGAGGCUAACCAUUGCGGUCGAGUUGGUGGCGAAUCCAUCCAUCAUUUUUAUGGACGAGCCGACCUCAGGGUUGGAUGCUAGAGCUGCUGCCAUUGUCAUGAGAACGGUGAGAAACACCGUCGACACAGGUAGAACAGUUGUUUGCACCAUCCAUCAGCCCAGCAUCGAUAUCUUUGAAGCAUUCGAUGAGCUCUUCCUGUUGAAGAGAGGAGGACAAGAGAUAUACGUUGGCCCUCUAGGCCGCCACUCCGCCCAAUUGGUGAAAUACUUUGAGGAAAUUCCAGGAGUGAGCAAGAUCCAAGACGGUUACAAUCCAGCAACUUGGAUGCUAGAGGUGACCACCACUGCGCAAGAAAUGUCUCUCGGGGUCGAUUUCACAGACAUUUACAGGAACUCGGACCUCUACAAGAGAAACAAGGCCUUGAUCAAGGACUUGAGCAAAGCAGCCCCGGGUGCCAAAGAACUCUACUUCCCAACACAGUACUCUCAACCAUUCAUGACACAGUGCCUGGCUUGCCUGUGGAAGCAGCACUGGUCCUACUGGCGAAAUCCUCCAUACACCGCGGUCAGGUUCCUAUUCACAACCUUCAUAUCCCUCACAUUUGGGACCAUUUUCUGGGAUCUCGGCGGCAAAACAACCAGGAACCAAGACCUUUUCAAUGCAAUGGGAGCAAUGUUUUCAGCAGUGGUGUUCUUGGGGGUACAGAAUGCAUCAUCAGUGCAGCCAGUGGUAGCCAUUGAAAGAACUGUGUUUUACCGGGAGCGAGCAGCAGGGAUGUACUCGGCAAUGCCAUAUGCCUAUGCACAGGCAAUCAUAGAGGUUCCAUAUAUCAUGGUCCAGUCUCUGGUGUAUGCAUUGAUCACAUACUCCAUGAUGGGGUUCGAGUGGCGCGCAGAGAAGUUCCUGUGGUACAUCUUCUUCAUGUUCACCACUCUCCUCUACUUCACCUACUAUGGGAUGAUGACCGUCGCAGUCACCCCGAAUCACCACAUUGCAUCAAUCAUCUCUUCCUUCUUCUAUGCCAUUUGGAAUCUCUUUUCCGGGUUCAUCAUCCCCAGACCGAGCCUUCCAGUGUGGUGGAGAUGGAGUUACUGGGCCAACCCGAUCUCAUGGACAUUGUAUGGUUUGAUUGUGUCCCAAUAUGGAGAUGUGAAGACACAGUUAGAUGGAGGGCAAACUGUGGAGGAUUUCCUGAGGAGCUACUUUGGGUUCAGGCACGAUUUCUUGGGUGUCAUUGCUGGAGUGAUGGUUGGAUUGGUGGUCGUCUUCGCCUUCAUCUUUGCCGUCUCCAUCAGGGCUUUCAACUUCCAGAGAAGAUAGAUAGACCCACAGCAGUCGAACAAUAAGAACACAAAACUGUUACCUUCUCUGUCUGCUACAACUUUUUGGGUUUUGUAGAUUUGUUAGGUGCUUUACAUUUGAUCACUUUGAGAUAAGCAACGUCUGCAGAUUGCUUUUAACUUUCAAGUCAUUCUGCAACAAUUUGGCGGGAGAGAGCCGCGGGAUGGCUAUCAGAUAUGUAUGUAUGUUGUUGUAAAAUUGUUUUGAUAGGCAAUAAUAUUACACAUUUGUUCUAUUCAUAUGCCAUGGCAGACUU